Messenger RNA from Naumovozyma castellii, 2139 nucleotides. RefSeq lists its product as uncharacterized. Lineage: Eukaryota; Fungi; Ascomycota; Saccharomycetes; Saccharomycetales; Saccharomycetaceae. Bases 1 to 2139 code for a protein of 712 amino acids. The transcript has a single exon. The record is from RefSeq and is a predicted model, not a curated record.
AUGAUGGCAAAAUCUGCUGAAACUAAAACCAAGAAGAUAAGACCAAAAAGUAAGCGAGCUAGUCGAUCUGCAAAGUGGAAGAAGCGCAAUAAGUAUCCUUCUAAGAGACUCAAUAAGAUUAAGAAAGCCAAGGUCGACUCACCCACUGAUUUUUGGACAAGUCAAUUAUCGCGAUCAGAUGGAAACAAGUCAAAUCAGUCUUCCAUGAUAACCAGUCAAGGGCCAUAUAACAACGUUUCCAGGGAUUACAGUAGGUCCACUCCAAUCCCAAGUAGAUGCGAACAGCCAGUGCAACAUUUCGAUUCCCAAAGCUAUGCUCCAUCAUCAUACGGUAAUCAGACUUGGUUACUUCCCUCUGACCUUAGUUCUCAAAGAUCAGUUAGUAGUUAUCAUAAUCAUCAUUUCAAGCCUCAAGAUAAUUCAUUAAACAGAACGUCAUCCUUUGUUCUAAAACCUGACCCUAUGAACCAAUUUACCACUAAUAGAGUCAGGAUCCAAACGUCUGAAGCGGAUGCUCUGUUUGGAGCCAUUUCGCCUGUUUAUAAGAUGCCAUAUUUAGAUAGGCAAGUGCUACCAAUAAGUAAAACAGGGAUAAACCAAAAUACAAAUUCAAGUUCGAAUUCCACUAAUAAACCACACGAGAGGAAGAUGCCGAAACUGGGAGAUAUCUUUUCUUCAAAGGACAACGAAACUUUAUUUGUAGAACAGUCAACUGAUAUGGAUUCUCAAGCAAGAUAUAAUGCCUUAGUGAAAUAUUUUGAGAAGGAAGGAUAUGCCGCAAAAGAGAAGUUCCUAGUCCUUGGCACCACUAUUAAAGACUUGGUCGACUCAGGUUGCUCUAUCCAGCAAAUGAAAGAUAUUCUUCAAUUUAAUACUGAUACCGAACAAAGUAUUUUCAAGAUUAUCCUCGACAAAGUGGCAGAUGAUUCUAAAGAAAUCACCGACAUAUCUGCAAAACAGGAGCGUGAUGAUGCUAUGGAAACCUUAAAAACUUCAAAAACGAUGAAUCCUGAAAUAAAAAAACUUGAAGAAAAGCAAGAACCUAGAGAUGACCCGCAUAAUGAUACGAACCAAGUUAAAGAACAAGAAAUACCUAUUCGUAGAGAGGUUUACUUAAUGAUUGGAUCUGGAUCCACUGUAAAACAAAUCAAAGAGAAACUUAACGUAGAUGACGAGUUCUUAAGAAACAUUUUCGAGGACUUUCUUCAUGGCCAAUCUGCUAACAAGAGCUCAACGGCAAAUUUCAUGACAGAUUCUGAGCAGAAGAAGAAAAGUCAUUCUCAUACUGAAGAAGUGAUUGUAAUCAACUCCGAUUCGGAGGAACUAGAAGACAUUGCAAGUGAUAUUGGUAGAAAUAAUGCGAUUGGCAACGAAAUCAACCGGGAAAUGAAAAACAACCCAAGAGAUAUGAAGAAUAAAACAAUUAAUGAAAUACCGAAAGCAACUAAAAAGGGGGAUUUUCAGCCCAACACCUCUAAGAACCAAGCACUAGCCAAUACGAACAAAAAUACUCACAUUUUGACUGCACGUGGAGAUAUCGAGGAUAUGAACCAGAAUUCUGAUCAACAUGUAGUUGCAAAACAACUUUUUGCUCUGGAACUUAAAAAAUUUAAACUGAGAACCAAAUUGGAGGUGGGGAAACUGCGGUCGUCGAUAAAGUCUCUAGGUAUGGAAGAAGCAUGGCAGGAUAGCUCUACAAAAUCGGAGAUGCUGAAGCUAAGGAAUGAAAUUGUUGACGACAUAAAUGAGUUUUUCUAUAAUAUUUAUCCAGAAGAAUAUACCCCAGCUAAACAGGAAAGGAUGAUGAAGCUCAAGAAACUGAAGAAGAUAUCGAAAAAGAAAACCCCACAAAACCUGCCUCCGACUAAUAUAGGGAAGACAUUACAAAAUACUAACCAAAUCAACCAAAAAUCAGCAAUACUUGAAAAAAUUACUAACAACAAUAAAUCUCCCAAGAACAAAAAUACAAAUAGUUCUUUAGAAUUUAUAGAUACAGUUAUACCAGAAUCAAAUAAUUCCACUAAGCAAUGGGAUGAUUCUGAAAGAAAAGAUGAUGCACUAGUGGACUAUAGUUUUGUCAAGAUGACCAAAGUAUGUUGUUUAUUCUUUUUUUUUUUUCCUAGCAAGCAAUUUCACUAA